UUUCAGUACCAAAAGCGGUAACCCCGAGCUACACUCGGGCGUACCAUGCAGCGCUGCUCAGGGAUUCCCUGCAGAGCUUACCUUGUCCUUCGCUCCCGCGAUGUGUCCCCUGCAGCGUCCCCGGCCAUCUCCUCCGGCCGAUGCCGGCAUCCACCUUCCGUGUUCCGGUCACUGCGAGCAUUGGGAUGCACGGGACGUACGGGGGCCGGAACGGCGGCAAAUUUAAAAAUGUUUAGAAACUGUAAUUUUCUUAGAAAUUAAUUUUGUCCAGAGUGCUUUGUCCUGUGCCCUGCCUGCAUUUAUACUGUUCUUUCUG
Staurois parvus is the source of this 316-nucleotide messenger RNA. Lineage: Eukaryota; Metazoa; Chordata; Amphibia; Anura; Ranidae. The record is from the annotation of a GenBank genome assembly.